CUAAAAUAAAAAAUUUACAAAAAAAAGCAACAUUCAUAAAGUAAAUCCAACGCGAAUUUGAAGAAUGUUAAAAAUUCUGCCCUUAGCCAAUCUUAGCAAUCAGCCGAAAGCAAAAUGUGGCGAAAUCUUUUGUCACAGCUCCAGCGACUUCACCAUCUACUGCACCUUCUGCGAAAUGAAAGCCUUUACGUUCGAGGAUUUCCUGUUGCACGUAAAAAAUGUUCACUUCGAAAAUAAUAUUUUAAAAACGGAAACCUUCACCAACGAGUGUAAUCAGUAUUUUGAGGUGAAUGUUAAGGCAGAAGCCACAGACAACCUGGCUGGUGAGCAGUUGCAUGAAGAGGAAGUGUUGUGGGAUAAUUUGGAACAAACAUAUGAUGAGGCUGAUGAUCUGGGUCAUGAUGACUAUGAGGAGGAUGAUGUCAAUGACAGCUUUGAGGAUGAAACAGUGACGGUAUUAAAGAAAACUAAAAAACAAAUAAGAGCGAAAAAACAAAAACGCGUGAAACCGAAGAGCGACAUUGAAAGUGGAGAUGAUGAGGACAACGAUCAUAGUUCUGAUGAGGAUUUCAAACCCAUGUUGAAUGACAAAGUCUCCACCGCUGGCGGCCAGGAGGAUGAGAAACCCUUUCAAUGUACAGAAUGCAGCAAAGCCUUUAAAAACCUGGGUCUUUUGAAAAUACAUCACACCCGCAUUCAUGAGGAAAAAUCGGCCGAAAGUUUAGAGAAGAAAGAAAAAGAAGACAAGGAACAAUUAUGUCCGGAAUGCGAGCAAAUAUUUCCCAACAAAAAGUAUCUGGAUAAGCAUGUUUUCGAGGUUCAUGAAGGUUACAAAUGUGCACAUUGUGAUAAGCGUUUCAAACAGCGGCAUCAACGCAAGCGCCAUGAACAGUGUCACACCGCAGAAAGAGUAUUUACCUGCCAUUUUGAGGGUUGCGGCAAAAGUUUCACAGAGAAAUACUAUCUCAAGCGUCACGUUGACAUACACACCACGGAACGCAAUUUCAUUUGUGAUUUUGAGAAUUGCGGCAAGGCCUUCCAUACCCAACGACGUCUGUCGGCUCAUAAGAAAAUCCAUACGAAACCGAAAAAUUUGGUCUGCGAUGCUUGCGGCUACACCUGCCGCGAGAAUGAGACGCUGCGUGUGCACCAACGUGUGCACACCGGCGAAAAACCCUAUGCCUGUGAGGUAUGCGAUAAACGUUUCAUAUCCAGCUCGGCCUUAGGCGAGCACAUGGCCUCUCAUUCCAAUACCCGUCCUCAUGUCUGUAAAGUUUGCAAUGCUUCGUUUGCCCGGCAAAAAGCCCUUUACCAUCAUAGUUUUCUCCACUCAGACGUUAAGAAAUUUCGUUGUAAAAUAUGUGGCAGUGCCUACAAGCAGGCUUCCGGUUUGGCCGGUCACAUGCGUAAACAUCGUGAAGAGGGCAUGAUGUCUAUGUUGCCCGAACGACCCACAAUUUCAACAGCUCCCAUACCGCCACCCAACGUUAUUAGUGUGCCACCUUCGUAUCCUUUUAUGUCAUUUUAGUUUAGUUACUUAAAAUACAAUGGUAGAAUUAUUAUUUUAGUUUUAGUAUCUGUAUAUAUACAUACGUUGUUCUAUUUACCUUAUACCGUGUAUAUUGUGUUUUUAUGUAUCAUUUUUUUUACAUAAUUUGAGCAAUAAUAAAAGAAAUUUAAUAAUA
Molecule: messenger RNA, 1685 nt
Organism: Calliphora vicina (urban bluebottle blowfly)
Lineage: Eukaryota; Metazoa; Arthropoda; Insecta; Diptera; Calliphoridae
Product: zinc finger protein OZF-like
Exons: 2
Coding region: 65-1528 (487 amino acids)
Biological process (GO): regulation of DNA-templated transcription
Molecular function (GO): DNA-binding transcription factor activity, RNA polymerase II-specific; RNA polymerase II cis-regulatory region sequence-specific DNA binding
Source: RefSeq, a predicted model, not a curated record